AUGCGCAAGGAGUACGCCCCGCACUCCGAUCGCUCGACUGACCAAACACGACGAUUCUAUUGCCGGACGGCCGACGGCCGUAUGCCGCGCGAAACCAUCAUCGAGCUCGGCGGGACGGGGGAGGAGUUCUUCAUCCAGCGGGACCGGCACCAUCGCCGGCACCGCCAUGACCAUGGCGGCUGGUUCAACGAUGGCCCGACCUGGAAGGAGUACUACCGCCUGAAGGACGCCAGGGACACCCUGGCCCGCGAGAGGGACUGCCUCAAGGUGGAGCUGAAGAAGGCUCGCGCGGACCUGUCACACCGCGACGAGGAGAUUUGUCACCUGAAGGCGGAACUGAAGAAGGCGCGUUCGGAUCUGUCACACCGCGACAGCGAGGUCUGCCGCCUCAAGGAGGAGAAAAAUAUUCUCUGCCGCGAGAUCGAGGAGCUCAAGAAGCACCACGGCGGAUGGGACGACCGCUGCCGCGAGUGGAGGAACAAGUGGACGCGCGAGAAGAACGAGAACGAAACGCUGCGCGAGAAGCUCCGCAUCAGGGACGAGCAGCUCUCAAAGUUGGAGGCUUCCGUCGCCUGCCUUAAGGGCGAUUCUGAGCACUGGAAGCGCUAUGCCCUGAGGGUCGAGGACGAGAACAAGCACCUCAGGUGGAAGAUCCGGUACUACGAGACGGCGCCCAUUCGAAGACAUCGUUUCUUCUAG
This is a messenger RNA of Pyricularia pennisetigena, 699 nucleotides long. RefSeq lists its product as uncharacterized. The coding region runs from base 1 to 699 and encodes 232 amino acids. The record is from RefSeq and is a predicted model, not a curated record. The transcript is spliced from 2 exons. Lineage: Eukaryota; Fungi; Ascomycota; Sordariomycetes; Magnaporthales; Pyriculariaceae.